CAUUGGAUCCACAUUCAAGAAGACUACGGCUUUUCCACAACCUCACUACAUCACUAUAAAGUGCCAAGGCCUUAAGACUUGGGUCUCCAUCCGCUUGGCCAAUCAGAGGUUUUCAGGCUGGAGUGGAAAAUGGUCCCUGUGUAUAUGCCAUUUUUCCUGGGUCCAUGGGAAGCAUGACUCCAUUGGAACUUGGCAGAAGAAAAAAAUAAGACAUCUUCACAAAGAAAACCAGACACUAGAAAAGUGUGGCCAAACCCUGAAGAGACAGAAACAUGACUGACAGUGGACUUAGGGACACUCCAGAGGACUCUCAAAAGGAUUUUGAAAAUGAUUCAUCAAUAAAUUCUCAGGCACCAGAGAUUACAGUCACAUCAAGUAAUAUUGAAGAUGAGACUCAACAACCUGUCUCUAAUCUUAAUGAAGACUUCCAAGAAGUAGAGGAUUUAAAAGCCUUUGAGGAAAAAAGCUUAGCAAGUGCUCAGGCCCCAAGUUCAAGCCCCAGGACUGGCACAGAUACAGGUGAUAAAUCAGCAAGCCCAGAUGAAACCAAUUUUAGGAAACAUCCAGAAGAUAAAACAGAGCAUGAGAACAACCCAAGUUUUCAAGAUGGAGAACAAGAGGAUCACCUCCCUUCAAAACGUCUGAGUGAAGAACACUUGGAUCUAGAUCCUAGCCAUUCUCCAGGAGAUGAGAUAGGAAGAGUGGAUGUGCACUCAAGAGGCAGCUCUGCAGACCUGCCUGUGGGGGCAAGUGGCGGAAACAGAGCUUCUCAGGAGCCACCUGCAGGUGCCUUGGGGGGCCAGAGUCUUGUACAUUUCAGUACAGGACCAGAAAGCCAGGAUUUACUAAGGAGGCGAUUGCCUGUGUCAGAGAUUGGAAGUCAGGAAGAAGAAAUACAUACAGCAGAAGAAAAUCAGAAGAUUACAGAAGAUUCCAAAAGAAAAACUGAUAAAAAGAGUUCAUGUAACUAUGGUCCCAUAGUUUUUGGCUGCAUCAUUGGGGCAUUUGUGCUAACUUCUGUUGUUAAUAGCUACUAUUCUUCUCCAGCCCAACAAGUGCCCCAAAAUCCAGCGCUAGAAGCCUUCCUGGCUCAGUUUGGCCAAUUGAAGGAUAAAUUUCCAGGCCAGAGUUCCUUCCUGUGGCAGCGAGGACGUAAGUUCCUCCAGAAGCACCUCAAUGCUUCAAAUCCCUCGGAGCCAGCAACCAUCAUAUUUACAGCAGCUCGAGAGGGAAGAGAGACCCUGAAGUGCCUAAGCCACCAUGUUGCCGAUGCCUAUACCUCUUCCCAGAAAGUCUCUGCCAUUAUGAUUGAUGGGGCUGAGAGAGCCUUGCAAGACAGUGACACCGUCAAGCUGUUCGUUGACUUGGAGCUGAGCUAUGGAUUUGAGAAGGGCAAGAAGGCUGCUGUGGUACACCACUUCGAGUCCCUUCCUGCAGGCUCCACUUUGAUCUUCUACAAGUACUGUGAUCAUGAGAAUGCUGCCUUUAAAGAUGUGGCCCUUGUCCUCACUGUGCUUCUGGAGGAGGACACAUUAGAGGCAAAUGUAGGCCCAAGGGAAACGGAAGAAAAAGUGAGGGAUUUACUUUGGGCCAAAUUUACCAACUCUGCCACUCCCAGCUCCUUCAACCACAUGGACUCAGACAAAUUGAGUGGGCUGUGGAGCCGUAUUUCACACCUGGUGCUGCCCGUCCAGCCUGUGAAGAACAUAGAAGAACAUGGGUGCCUUCUAGAAAGCCAAGCACAAGGCUGGUCCCAGAAGAAAGACAACCUGGGAUUUUGAAAAAGCCACUUAAAAGGUCUUCCAUUUCUGUGGCAGGAGGUUGAUAAAUGAGGGGGAAUAGCCUGAAAAGGUACUUGUGAGCUUACUUUGGAAAAGAUGCUGUCAUUUUUCUAUCAAAAUCUUCAAUGAGACCAAACGUGGAUGUAACCUUUUCUUUGCCUUUUCAAGCAGAUCAUUUAGAACAUAGCAAUGGUAUUUAACACUGAGGAAAAAAAAUUUUAAAAUCCCAAAACACAAUAGCAUAAUCAUUGCACAAGAAGUUAUACUUCUAGAGAACGAUUUUUGUUUUCUUAUAUGUCAUUCUCAAGAGCCUUUUGAAUAACAUUUGGACUUGAACUAAAUUAGUUAGAAAGCUAUGAUAAUUUGUAGGAAACUUAUCUAGCAUAUAUUGAAUAUUUUAUAACCUGUAAUUGUGGGAUUAUAUGUUAUACUAAUUUGCACUUUUUAGUAUAGAAAAUUCAACACAGUAGAACCUUAGCUAGAUACUUGCUGUAUGUAAGGCACUAUAUGCUUUCAUUCCAUUAGUGACCUGAGGCAAAAAAGUUCUUAAAUAUUGGAAUCAUGGAGAAAUUGUAAUGAUUGGAAAAGAAGAAAUCCCAGUGGUCUGGAUCUUUACUUCAGCUUUCUUGAUUAUUUAAAGCAAAGAUUUUCAAACUCUUUACCAUCCUCUCUCCCCUGUGUAUCAGAGGAGUCUGCUUUUCAGUUUUUAUAUUGGGAUUCUCUAAGAUUUCAUGGGAACAGAGAGUUUCACUAAUAAUGACUAAGUUUGAAACCAUUGAUUAGGUGAAAAAAUAUCUUAGAGAUAGGAAAUCAG
This is a messenger RNA of Dipodomys spectabilis (banner-tailed kangaroo rat), 2595 nucleotides long. Its product is annotated as torsin-1A-interacting protein 2-like. Gene Ontology annotation, molecular function: ATPase activator activity. Gene Ontology annotation, cellular component: endoplasmic reticulum; membrane. The transcript is spliced from 6 exons. Gene Ontology annotation, biological process: membrane organization; endoplasmic reticulum organization. The coding region runs from base 273 to 1781 and encodes 502 amino acids. Lineage: Eukaryota; Metazoa; Chordata; Mammalia; Rodentia; Heteromyidae. The record is from RefSeq and is a predicted model, not a curated record.